Messenger RNA from Penicillium angulare, 558 nucleotides. RefSeq lists its product as uncharacterized. The record is from RefSeq and is a predicted model, not a curated record. Bases 1 to 558 code for a protein of 185 amino acids. NCBI's taxonomy places the organism in Eukaryota, Fungi, Ascomycota, Eurotiomycetes, Eurotiales, Aspergillaceae. The transcript has a single exon.
AUGAAGUUCCUUAUGGCAUCUGCUCUCCUUGCCGCGAGCUCGACCCUUGCUGCUCCUACCACCGCCAACUUGAAACGAGAUAAUUUCAUUUCAAUCACCGACUUUUAUGCAAACGCAGGACCAAAUAGCCCAGGAGCAUUCAUGCAUUUUGUGGUCACUGAUCCCAACUAUCCCAACGAUACCCCGACUGAAUGCAACUUGAUCUGGUAUGUGCCUUAUGUUUCCAAGUUAAAACCGCUCUAUUUUGAUUUGAAUAAAGAAGAGAAAAUUAACAAUAUUAUUCUGUACUAUAGGACAUACGGACAAUCGCCAAAUCAAAAUGCCCGAUGCAAUGAUUCAGAAUACUAUAUCAAGUUCCCUCAAGGCCCUGUCGAUUUCAACUUGUUUACUUUGCAGCUUGAGAGGGUCAAUGGUUCCAUUCCUGAAAAUGGACAAAUUCUACUAAGUUCCAAUGCGAAUGGCGGCGCGCCUGGGACGAAAUGGAUUUGUGAGAAUAACCCGAAGCCUAAUAUUGAGAUUAGCUGUUCUUAUGAUGGCACACUGCAGUUAUCUGUUUGA